This is a messenger RNA of Mytilus californianus (California mussel), 2041 nucleotides long. RefSeq lists its product as uncharacterized. NCBI's taxonomy places the organism in Eukaryota, Metazoa, Mollusca, Bivalvia, Mytilida, Mytilidae. Bases 91 to 1638 code for a protein of 515 amino acids. The record is from RefSeq and is a predicted model, not a curated record. The transcript has 3 exons.
AAAUAAUAUUACCAUAUACACCGGUAAGAACACUCCAUUAACUCCGGAACUGAUACUCCUGUAAACUGUAUUGUUAAAUUAUCAGCUAUUAUGGAUAUUUAUUCACUUAAAAGUACUGUGAGGUGUGUUUUCUUCCCUUUAAUAUUUCAUUUUCGAAGAAAACACACCCACUUGUUCAAGACACAUGGAAACAACAUGGUGGUCAAAAAGACUGGUGUAAACAAACAGGUAGUGAUACGUCAGACUAUGUCAGAGAAGAACCUACGUCCGUACUCACAAACAAACCCCAAAAUGUCAAGGACAUUGGGAUUAUUAGAAACAAUCUACCACAAGUAUACCUGCCGAGAAAUUGAUGUCAUUCCUGUAUACUUUAAAAUGUCGACAAAACAUCCUGUAACGCGUCAUCACGUUCAGGAAGCAUUGUUUACACUUGUAGAUGAAUAUGCAGCUUUGCGAUUAACAAUUGUCCAAACUGGCCGCCAUUCCUACAAAUUUGUUGAAAGGAAACACAUGCCCGUUUCCAUCCAUGAACAGUACACAAACACUGACGAAACAAUACUGAUUGAAGAACGACUACAUAAAUUCGAUUUUAGUCGAGGUCCUCUUUGGAAAUUUACAUGGUUAAAACAUCCAACUAGGCAUGGUGAAAAUUCAUUGCAAUAUCCAUUCCAUUUCUUCUUCAUUUUUCAUCAUGCAAUAUCAGAUUUUAAUCAAAUUCAUAUAAUCGUUCAGAGCUUGACCAGAAACAUUCUUAACUCACAGAGAGUACUGUCAACAGCUCCGAUAUACAAGCGCAAUCUAUGUCCAUCGAUCGAACAUGUUAUACCAUUGGAUGUUGUAAAGAAAGUAUCUCAGCCAAACCAUAGCACAAAAUGGCCAACAUGUGCAAUAGACACAUACAAUGCAGCAUUUCAUUACGAAAUCGCAGAACUGCAGAAAAAAAAUAUUUCAACAGAAAUGUGCACCCUACAACUAAAGGAGACGGAGUCGAGAUCAUUUUUCCGACAAUGUAAACACCAUAACGUUAAAAUAACGUCUGCAAUAGUUACAGCCAUGACUAUUUCGUUUACACAGCUUAUUCAAACAGCACUUCCAUCGAGUUCCAGCAGAUUUGUUGUCCCCGUAGAAAUAAUGGUUGACUUAACAAGAUACAUUAUAGAUGACAGAAUUAAACAGUCGUUUGGAAGCGUCGGGGCAAUUCACCUACCAUUUCUAGUUGAGAUGAAUCUCUUAGACCUAAAAUCCAAGGGAAACUUUUGGUCCAUAGCUCAACAAUGCCAGACACGACUUGACCAAAGUCUAGCUACCGGGGAACCAAUGAAAGUGUUACUGCGAGACGUUCCAUCAGAAAUAAACAAUCAACCGAGAAUGGGGAAGUCACCAUUUGUCUUGUCUAUUUCAAACAUGGGCAGUCUUGAUGAUAUUAUUCCGGAAACGUGCAAACAUGAAAUUCAGUUAGAUGAUUUCACUCUAUGCACAAAUGUCACUGUAGAUUCCAUGCCAGUGUUUUGGACAGGGUUCCUCACGUUGAACGAAUCAUUAAAAAUCGUGGUAGGCUAUUGCAAUAGCUACACUUCUAAGCAGACGACAUUUGUAUUUAUAAAUUCGUUAAGGGAGCUUUUAAUAAAUUCCAGUUAGCUUUAACGUUUUUAUUUAUGUACUGAGAAUCAAUUAUAUUCAAACUUGUUAACAAAUGAAUAAAUUAAGAUCAAGAAAUUAUAAAAGUUCUUUUCAACAUCUUGUUACUAAUUUUAUGCACUUUUUUAAUUGUACUCAUGAAACAAGUUUUAAAUGCAAUAUAAUAUUCCAAUCGGUUUGAAUAGCUGUAUAGCAAUUAAACAAAAUUAGUUAUGUUUUGAUCUUUUAAUAAGAAUAUCAUAAUUAGUACCGAUUAGACAAAUACUACAGUGUGAAAUUGGUAAUUUAUAUUUUCAUGCGCAAAUCAAUUGCUUCAGGAAUAAUGUUCAUGAUGUACUCUCAAUCAGAAAAUAUGUUUAUACUUGGUUUCAGUAUAUAAAACGAGAGGUAGUCUAUGAUUUCC